Lycium ferocissimum is the source of this 2374-nucleotide messenger RNA. RefSeq lists its product as uncharacterized. The record is from RefSeq and is a predicted model, not a curated record. The transcript is spliced from 3 exons. The coding region runs from base 344 to 1372 and encodes 342 amino acids. NCBI's taxonomy places the organism in Eukaryota, Viridiplantae, Streptophyta, Magnoliopsida, Solanales, Solanaceae.
UUCUUUUUUAUGCAAAAAAUUUUAGUCUAAAAAUAAAAUCCCUAAAAAAAUUAUUUUCCUUUUUUAUCCUUUUUCUACCUAAAUCUAUUUUUGUUUUCCAUUUUGAUUCCUCUUGUUAAAAUUAUAAACUUUUCUUUUUUAUUCAAGUUGUUGAUUUUCAAUCUCUAGCUUUUUAUUUGCAGAAAUACCACUUCUAUACUGGUAAUUUACAUGCAAACAUGAAACAGCUUUAGUUAUUAAGAUUCUAAUGAAGGUGCUACAGAUAUCUUAAAAGAUCUAGGAGAAAGAUUUGCUUGACUUGCCAAUAGCAUAGAAGAAUUAUGUUAAUCAACGGGAAUUAAGAAUGGAGAAUGUGAAGCCUGUAAGGCAGCAUCCUGGUUCUCAUGUAUCAGCUUCUUCUUCAUCCGAUUCUUCUCUCGAACUAAGUACUCAUCCAAAGGAAUCUCUCGAACAAGAUGCUUCUCUGUCUCCUAGUCCAGCUGCCUCGUCUUUUCCGGAUGUUUCUUCUCAGGCAGCUCAAUGGAGCAUGAUGAGUAAUUCUCCGCGUGCUGAAACAGGAAAUAGUCCGUUAUUUCCCGAUCCUUUUCCUCAGAAUCUUGAGCCAAUGAAAUCCCCUCCGUCACAUACUAUGAUAGAUCAUCCUCCAGGUUAUGAUCCUAAUCGUAUUCCAAAAUCCAUUUUUUCAAGCAAGCCUACCGGAGCGGAAUGGAGUACUGCAUCAAACGAGUCAUUGUUUAGCAUUCAGAUGGGAGCCAAUAGCUUCUCUACAGAUUAUUCUUACUUGGUACCUAAAUCAGGAGAACUUAACAAUCCAUAUUAUGCAUCUGAAGUUAAAUCCAAUGACAGUAAGAACUUAUCUUCCCCCCUUCCCCCUCUCAUCGAAGUAAGCAGAGAUAACGAGGGAAAAAAUGCAACAGCUUCGGAAGGUACCGGUAUACAAGAGAAGAAUGUCGAGAACCCCAAAGUGGUCUCGGAGGAAAAAACUGUGAAUAAUAUCAAAGAAAAGACAACUAAUGUCAUUGAAGAGCCCGCUGCUACCACCUCCAACAGACCUGAUGAUAAAGUUGUUCCUCCAACUGAGGCGACUCGUAUAUCUUCACCUGUUCAUACUUCUUCACCUUGCCACUCCGAGGCGAGUGGAAAUAGCAGCAGUUCCUUUGCUUUCCCAGUACUAGUAAAUGAUGGUGCGAAAAGCAAAUCGCUGAAAGGUGCCUCCGAGAAAGUAGAGAAACCUCAACCACAACCUCAAUCUCAACCUCAACGAGAGUUCCAACCUGAAAAUCCACCACAACAAAAGCAAUCGGAAUCACAGCCUAAAGCAGCAGAGAAAAGUUGGUGUUCAUGUUUCAGUUGUUGGCCUCGCUGUUGUUGAUAUAUGUUUCUCUGUCCUUUAUACAUUGACAAGAAUGACUAAAUCAUUUGCACUUCACCAAUCACACUUCUUGAGGAGAACUGGAAAUUAGGACUGGUCUUCAUGGUUAAUCUUGAAUUUUCUUUCGGCAUGUGAGAGCAAUCGGUUUGGAAUCAAAUCAGGAGAGGUCAGUCUAACAAAAUGGUAUAUAGUCUUGAUGAAGAAGCUUUGCUGAUAAUAUAGAGGUGUCUGAAGAUCCUUUAUAUUGUAAAUGUUGACCGGUUGAUCUUCUUAAAGUCUUAACAUUGCCCUCUCAAGAAUUGUGUGGUGAACAUGUUGCAAUGGUCUUAAUUAGUCACCUUGAACUGAUCUUGGCUAAGGAGUUGUUGUUUUUCAGCUAUGAGAAAAUUGUACAACUUUGUAAGGGAGGAGAUUCUUUUUCUAGGAUGAAUCUUUAUUUGCAGAUUCUAAUGGCCAACCCCUAGCGCAGGCCAGGUCCAGCAGUAUCCGGCACCAAGUCCAACCCAAACAUGCCCGAUUGGAUGGCAUGGCGUUCCAUUAUGGGAUGGCAUGAUGUUCCAUCACAGACGCCUUUUGACACUGUCAAGACCAGAUCAACCCUCAAUGGUCAUUUGGCCUGAGAUAUCAGUAACAAACUCCCUAAAAUCCAAGGACAUGGCUCUGCCCAACUCUCUGCCAUCGCCUCCAUUUUGGUCGGGUCAUUUGGGCAUGUCAAUCCACUGUAUAAGGGGGAUCCUUCAGCAUGCAGAUUGAGGGACACUAGAAAUUUGCUUACUUGAAUCUCUCUGAGUCUCUCGUUGUUAUAAGUUCUCUUUGCUGUAAAACACAUUGCUGAACCUAUUUAGUUUUUAUCUUUUAUUGGCCGCUUUAACACACCACUGUAACUCUCCUAGCUCGGAGAUGCACUACUGUAAUAAGAACUUGUUGCCGCUUUCUUUUUAAUCUGUUGUCCAUCAUUCCUUACAUUACUUCUUUUCUUACAUUUUAACGCUAUCAGUGCUU